CAGAUACUCUGGAGCGGAUAUAAACAUUCUCGUCCGCGACGCUCUGUUUAUGCCCGUGCGCAAAAUCCAGACGGCCACACACUUCAAAAGGGUUCAAGCGGCGGCCAGGGACAAUCCCAAUGCCACGUCAUCGUAUUUGACUCCCUGUAAUCCGGCAGAUAGGGGAGCACAGCCCAUGACGUGGAUGAAGGUGGAUGGAGAUGAGCUUCUGGAGCCAGUUGUGUGCAUGGAUGAUAUGAGGGGGGCCUUACGAACGGUUAAACCUACUGUGGGACAUGACGACCUGAAAAAACACGUGGACUGGAUGAACGACUUUGGUCAGGAAGGCUGAUGUGUCCAACAAAUAAAACUAGGAUCUUUUCAACAAUAUAGGUUGGGUGUGAAAUUCUGUAAUGAUGAAAUAAAGCACUCAUGCGCUAAUUGCUGACAGUCGCAUUUCGAAAAGUCUUUAAAUUCAUUCUAGAAAGGCUUCACAUGCAAUAGCGCUAAUCAGUGGACUGAACCAGGCAUGACCGAGAGUGUCUAUCUGCAAAUCCCCCGUUGUAUAAGAAAGGGCUCUCUGCCGCAUACGUUUCAACUGCUCUGCCGGGCAACGGUCCUUGACCUUUGACCCACUAUUUCUCUACUAGAGUGUAGGGAGCAGGUGCUCUGAACUUCUGAAGUGUGAGGCUCUGGCUUCUGGCCCGCUGCGCCGCAUUGAAAGUGCUAGACAUCAACACUACAGGAAACAAGAAAUCAUGGUAUACCCCUAUCCAGUACUAGCUGUUUGAUGACAUCAAACCCCGUUGAGAUCUCUCCCCCGGAUUUGAAUGACUGGUAGCGCUUUGUCGGUAAUCCAGCUACCAUAGCCAUACCAGAAGUCUUCUCAGUCUCCGAGUAUUGCAGCUGCGUAUUCUCGACUCCAUUGAUGAUAUCCAAUUCGAGUAUUUGUUCCAAAGUUAUACUCAACAUUCAAGUUUUCCGAAUGUCUUAAUCCGAUAGUUUCUCCACCACGGCGAGUGAGACCUCCUGGAAUACGGACAAUAAAACAAGCUCCACACGCCAACUUAGCAGCACCCGUACACAUCACCACUCCUGAUGCUGAGUAGACACAUAUAACUGUUGUAUCCUUAUUUUCAAAUAGAAAUAUGAAGCAUCCAUUACUACCUGCUACCCCAUUUAAACACUCCAUUCUUUCGUGUCAACCGCAUAACUGGUUGCAUAAUGAUAGAGUAGCUGGGUAUUCCACGUAAUCCCAAACGCUCAUGCUCCUUGACAUCGAGAUCUUCCAGAACGGCACACUCACGGGAGGUGUCAAUAAAACGUAAUGUCCUAUGUCUCAUAAUAUGCACUACCCCUAUGUGCAUAUACUGACUAUAACAAGAGGUUCGCAACCCCCUGCUGUAUCUGAAUUUUACGCUUAUUAGCUUUCGCUGUAUCCUCUUUAAGAUCAAAC
Molecule: messenger RNA, 1435 nt
Organism: Sphaeroforma arctica JP610
Lineage: Eukaryota; Ichthyosporea; Ichthyophonida
Exons: 3
Coding region: 50-331 (93 amino acids)
Source: RefSeq, a predicted model, not a curated record